Molecule: messenger RNA, 1801 nt
Organism: Scophthalmus maximus (turbot)
Lineage: Eukaryota; Metazoa; Chordata; Actinopteri; Pleuronectiformes; Scophthalmidae
Gene: yars2
Product: tyrosyl-tRNA synthetase 2, mitochondrial
Exons: 5
Coding region: 98-1579 (493 amino acids)
Biological process (GO): tyrosyl-tRNA aminoacylation
Cellular component (GO): mitochondrion; cytosol
Molecular function (GO): ATP binding; RNA binding; tyrosine-tRNA ligase activity
Source: RefSeq, a predicted model, not a curated record
GGAGGGAAUCUUCCCUUUUUUCUUUUGAGCUUGCGAGCAUGUGCGACCAUAAGACGUCCAGUGCACUAGGGGGCGCUCUACUCCCGACACGCGCGCCAUGCGCCCCCUCCUCUGCCUGCGCGUCACACUGUCCAACAUGGCUGCGCCCGUGGCGGGCACCUGCCGCUUUCUGUGGCGGCAUGGACUCGGCGUUCUCCUCCGGCGGACGAGUCUCCGCCUCGCGCUCAGGUCCAGGCUCCACUGCUCGUCCGCGGCACACGGCGGGCUGCUCCGCGCCCUGAACAAACGCGGCGUCCUGAAGGACUCCUUCCCGGAGAAUGCGGCGCAGGACCAGCUGCCGCGCUUGCUCCAGUCCGGCGCGCAGACCGUCUACUGCGGCUUCGACCCCACGGCCGACAGCCUCCACGUGGGCAACCUGCUCGCCGUCAUCGGCCUGCUGCACUUCCGCAGCGCCGGGCACCACGUCCUCGCGGUGCUCGGCGGCGCCACGGCGCAGAUCGGCGACCCGAGCGGCAAGACGAGCGAGCGGGAGCGGCUGUCCGCGGCCGCCGUGGAGGCGAACACGCGCAGCAUCCGCGAGAGCCUCCAGCGGAUCUUCGCCAACCACGAGCUGCACGUCCACGACGCCCGCAGGCCGCUGGGCUCCGUGGCCGUCGUGGACAACCUGAGCUGGUACAAGGACCGCGGCGUCGUGGCGUUCCUGUCGGAGGCCGGCCGGCACUUCCGCAUGGGCACCAUGCUCAGCCGCCACAGCGUGCAGUCCCGCCUGAGGAGCGCGGACGGCAUGAGCCUGGCGGAGUUCACCUACCAGGUGUUCCAGGCGUACGACUUCCACCACCUGAACCAGGUGUACGGCUGCAGGAUUCAGCUCGGCGGCGGCGACCAGCUGGGCAACCUGAUGUCUGGACACGAGUUCAUUCACAAAGUGAGUGGAGAGGAGGUGUACGGCCUGACCAUCCCCCUGGUGACCAGCUCUGUCGGGGACAAGCUGGGGAAGACGGCGGGCAACGCAGUGUGGCUCAACAGAAACAGGACGUCCCCCUUUGAACUGUACCAGUUCUUCCUCAGGCAGCCUGACGCCAGCGUGGAAGGGUACCUGAAGCUGUUCACCUUCCUGCCUCUGGCGGAGGUGGAGAGGCUGAUGGAGCAGCAGAGGGAGGAUCCAGGUAAACGGCUCGCACAUAAGCGUCUGGCUGCGGAGGUGACGAAACUGGUGCACGGAAAGGACGGCCUCGAAUCUGCCAAGAGAUGUACCAACGCACUGUACCACAGCAGCGUGCAGGCCUUGGAGGAAAUGAGCGACGAGGAGCUUCAGGAGCUCUUCAAGGAGGCGCCUUUCCAUGAGCUGCUGUUGGAGCCGGGGACCACCGUGAUAGAAGCCUGCCGCAGAGUCAACGCAGUCCCCGAGGGACCCAGAGGGUAUCAGAUGCUUUCGGACGGAGCAGUGUGGAUCAACCACAGGCGGACAGACAAACCGGAACAAGUGUUGAUCCCCAAACUCCACAUCCUGUCUAACGGACUCAGCCUGCUCAGAGUGGGCAAGAGGAACUUCUACAUCAUCAAGUGGCUCAGCCUCUGAACUCGCCUGCUCUUGGCAAUGGAACCGGUUUACUGUAAUGGACGGACUGGGAAGGUAGGCGACUACACCUUAGCAGGGUAAGAGAGGAGACAUGGAUGGACUGAUAUCUUGGUAGAUGGGCUUUGAUGUAGCUGAAACCCUUAAUGAUUGCCAUAUAAAUAUGUAUAUGUACAGAUGUGACACUUAUCAAAAGUUAAGGUAUUAAAAAUCAUUUGUUUUAAA